Etheostoma cragini (Arkansas darter) is the source of this 1656-nucleotide messenger RNA. RefSeq names its product dickkopf-related protein 4-like. The record is from RefSeq and is a predicted model, not a curated record. The coding region runs from base 460 to 1122 and encodes 220 amino acids. Lineage: Eukaryota; Metazoa; Chordata; Actinopteri; Perciformes; Percidae. The transcript is spliced from 4 exons.
AGGAAACAGACAGAGCAGAGAGGAUGAGACAUUUAUUAACACAAUAAGCUAGACCUGGUUUUAAAAUUUGCAGGUAUUCUUUAAUAACUGAAUUAAUUUGAAGGCUAAAAACAGGAAAGCUGUUUGAAUUCAGUAGUUAUUAUCAGAAUUACAGAAAACUUGUGUUGUUAUUCUCUCAAACUAUUUAAAAGCAGUGGUGAGAUCUUUUUUCUUUUAUUUUAAGGAGGUCAUAAAAGACCCUGGAAGGAUUUAAACCAAUUCUUCUACUAAUCAGAUCAAUAAUUAGAACCAAAUAAAGCCGGUAAAGUGAAAUUAUUUUAAAGCAGAAAACCAGAAAAAUAAAGAGGAAAUUGUACAUUUCAAACAUCAGGUGUGACUGACCUCAGGGACAGAAGCACAUAAGAGGAGGAUCCAGGGAUCGAUAGUCGGUAGAGGAGUGAGUGAUCAAUCGAUUGGAGGAUGAUGUGGAUGUGGCGUAGCGUCCUGUGUGUGUCUCUGGUCUGUGGUCUGGCUCUGGACUCCAACACCAUCAGAUCCUCCAAAGAGACGACGCAGCAGAGCUCCGAGCUGCCGGACCGUUCCUACGGCAACCCGGUGGACCGUCCAGUACGGCGCCGGACGGAGACAACGUUCAACUCUAAUCGAGGACAAACGCCUCCAUGUUCUACACCUGACUGCUCCGUACCCCAGAGGGGAGGCUGCAGUAACAGAGCUCAGAGGAGGCCGUCCUUGCAGGACAGACAGGUAGACAGGCAGCGAGACAGAGAGACAGACAGCUACAUAAACAUUGACGGCUUCAACAGGACGAAAGCUCCAGAAAUGUCGAGCUGUGUGCGGUCCGGUGACUGUGCGUCCGGGCUGUGCUGUGUCCGGUAUCUGACCGGCAAACGAUGUCAGAGGAUCCCGGUGGAGGGCGAGGCCUGUCUGCUGAGAGGGUCCAGCAAACUGAGGAGGAAGCUGGGGCGCUGCGACUGUGACACGGGGCUGUCCUGCAUCGCAGUCAGCCAGGCGGAGUCAGGGAAAGCAAAAGGCCAGGGGGUGUGUCAGCCCCGCCAGAGACAGGGCCAGAGGAACACAAGGCACUCUGGGAAGAAGAGGAGGACGGCAGAGAGAAGCUGCUGACAGAUUAUUUAUAAACUCUGUAUCUUUUGUACACAUUUAAUAUAAACGUUAGUUCAAUUUGUUGGUGAAACGUGUGUUUUCUCCACAGAAGACAGCACAGCAGUAGUACCCAAGCUGAAGGGCAGUAAAAAAGUUACAAUAUUUUAUCAAUAAAAGUCACUAUAGUAACCUAUAUUAAACGAGGUAAUGACAACUGUGCCGGUUGAAUGUGUUAAAACUUGAGUAAAACGUUCACAUGUACUUUGCCAGUAUCACAUUUGAACAGACAUUAAAUGAAAAGUUUGAAAAUUUGAGAAAUAGUGUUCUUUUACUGGCUUUAAAGGAAGAUAAGCCUUAUCUUCCUUUCACUAGAAGCGGGGGACAGCUAUCCUAAGGCAAGUACGCCAAAAGCAGGGGGUCCAUGGGGUCAUUGUAGCUAUUUGUAGCCUACUCCUGAGUGAAGGGAGCCGACGGGUUGAGGUUUCAUGAAUGCAUUUAGGAAACAGAGUUAUUUGUUCGCUUGUUUUUUUCCAAAAUAAAAAUGUCAUCAGAAAG